UCCGUAGCUUAGCAUUAUUCCUUCAGCUUUCAACAAAACAUCUACACUACACAUCAAUACCUCAAUCUCCCAGAUACUACACCAUCUCCUCACUCCCACAACCACAACCACACAACAAAAUACCUACCCUCCACCCUCCACCCUCCACCCCUCCACAACCUCCCAGAAGAACAAAACAAUGCCAACCUACACCCCCCAACCCCUCUACGGCGGCGCCAUCCAAGGCAUCAUCCCCCAAGGCUGGAUCGACGCCAGCACCCUCCGCGAAAUCCCCGACCACCAAGAACUCUACCUCUCGCCCACCACCCUCUCCUCCCUAAUCAUCGAGCUCAACCAACCCGUCCCUAACCCCGUCGCCCAAGCCACCCUGCGCGCCCACCCAGCCCUCCUUUCGGAAACCAGCCCGCAAGACCAAGAAUCCCUCAACCGCGCCGCCGCCCUCCACCACCUCCUCGACAUCUGCGAUCCCGCGGAUACGCUGGUGAUCGUACAGCCGCCGACUAGGGUCGCGCUUGAGAAGUUUCAGGGGGAUGUGGCCGGGUAUGUUGGGCGGGUUAGUUUUACGUCCCCGGUGCGUGGGGGGAGGGGGGUGGGUUUGCAGCUGCAGCUGCAGCAGCAGCAGCAGAGGGUUGUGGGAGCGGGAGCUGGGGCUGGGGCUGCAGGGGCUGGGUCGAGUGGGGACCAGGCGGGGACGACAACGACAACGCAAUGCUGGUUUUUGUUGGUGAGGUUGGUGGAGCAGGAGACUGAUUUGUUGGUGUUGGUGAACGUUCCCGAGAAGGAGUUUGUGGAGAGGGGGGAUGCGGAGGGGUUGCGGAGGGAGGUCGAGGUGGGUGAGGGGGUGGUGGCGGAGUUGGUCAGGGGGUUGGAGGUUGUGGAGUGGGGGCUUUUUGCUUGA
Molecule: messenger RNA, 898 nt
Organism: Aspergillus fijiensis CBS 313.89
Lineage: Eukaryota; Fungi; Ascomycota; Eurotiomycetes; Eurotiales; Aspergillaceae
Gene: mog1
Product: Ran GTPase-binding protein MOG1
Exons: 2
Coding region: 179-898 (239 amino acids)
Biological process (GO): protein import into nucleus
Cellular component (GO): nucleus
Molecular function (GO): guanyl-nucleotide exchange factor activity; small GTPase binding
Source: RefSeq, a predicted model, not a curated record